UCUUCAGCAUAGCAGCACUAACACCUGAAUUAUCCCCACAGCCCGAAACAGAUAACAAUGCAAAACAAAUUUUAUAUGGUGUUUAAUCUAAUCGCCUUCAUGGAUACAACCUGCCACAAGCAGAAUAUUAAUAAUCGAAAUAGAUCAUUAACCGAUUGAUUUUAUCUUCUUUUGCUUUCACAAACAAAUCAUGUUAAUAUACUUUCCCAUAAUUUCUAGGUUGUCUGCAAUCAGGCCUGCAAUCCAGGUGCUGUGCCAUAGUGUUAUCUAUUUACUAACCAAUCACAUUAGAUCAGUAGUGCAGACGCCCAUUCUGAAGGAUAUAAAAGCAAGCAGUCUGUUCUCUGCCUCUCCAGGAAUCUUCUUCAGCAUCGAUGACUGCAGACAAACCCUUUCAAGACUGUAAAUCCUUCCAGACUAAAACUCUUCAGAACUCCAACAUGUUGCUGCUGGUUUUCCUGUUUGGUCUGGCUCUGGCUGCUGAACCUCCUUCAGGUGGACAGGAAGUGAAGCUGCUGCGUGGCGACUGUCCAAUGUUCUGGUACAGCUUCAAAGGCCGCUGCUACAAGUAUGUUGCCUCGCGCAUGACCUGGGGUGAAGCAGAGGUCCACUGUUUAUCAGAGGGAGGCAACUUAGUGUCCAUCCGCAGUCUGGAUGAACACAAUUUUGUCAAUAACCUGAUCAAGAACUUUGAUCCUACUCGGUCAGGGACCUGGAUUGGACUCAGUGAUGUUCAUAAGGAAGGAGCGUGGAUGUGGUCCGACGGGUCCAAAUAUAAAUUCUCCCUUUGGGCUCCUGGUGAGCCUAACAAUUAUGGAGGAACAGAAAACUGUGGUCACACCAAUGCUGGUUCGAUUCCGGACUAUUACUGGAAUGAUCAUUUGUGCUCGUACAAACGAGCUUUUGUUUGUGCAUCUCGUAUAAAUUGCUGUUAGCCACAGAAAAACUCUCAUUCCUGUCUGCGACUUUGGAUGCUCUAAUUUGAUCAAAUAUUUGUAAGAGCUUCAUGCACUAACGGUCUUUGAGAUUUCUCUGGGUGAAUUUUUUUUUUCUCAGUCUAUAAUUUCAAGAUUUAAUUUUCCAAAUGAAAUGUAAAGAAAAUAGCAUAUUUCACUGUGUCUUUAGGAAAAGACUUUCAUUUAAAGCUCAAGACAAGUGCAAAUCGUCAAUGAUUCACUUUCUGUUUGAGGAAGUUUAUUUUUAUAUGUUCUAACACCAUUAAUUCUUUGCAAAAGUCCUGUAGAGUUUUUAUUGUUAUUGUUGCUGUUAAGUAACAGACAAUGUUGUCCAGAUAUAAAAGAGGGACAUGAUAAUGCCAGUCGG
This is a messenger RNA of Gambusia affinis (western mosquitofish), 1323 nucleotides long. Its product is annotated as lactose-binding lectin l-2-like. The transcript has a single exon. Gene Ontology annotation, molecular function: signaling receptor activity. The coding region runs from base 375 to 935 and encodes 186 amino acids. Lineage: Eukaryota; Metazoa; Chordata; Actinopteri; Cyprinodontiformes; Poeciliidae. The record is from RefSeq and is a predicted model, not a curated record.